AUGAGUUGUAGCUCCUCCAUCAGCUGUUUUGCUCUUCCUCCUUGCAGUCACCCCAUGUUCCUGCGUCGGUUGACCUCCUACUGCAAUUGCGUCCUUCCUCAAAGCCAUCAUACUCGCUGCAGCACCUCCUCUGCUGCCCAUAGCUCCCAUUUCUUUCCUGGUCCUUCAUGGUUAGCGGUGCUCGGAUUUCCUCCGUCGCCUCCUUCUGUCCUCCACAGCGUCCGUUAUUCAUUGUACACCUCCAUCAGGGUCACGAUGGAGCAGCCUGACAGAGGGCCUUCGUACAAACGGAGGAGGAGCGUAGAGGAGAACAGUGGACCUGGAGGAGGAGGUGUCAAGAGGGAGCAAUUUCAGAUGGGUGUCGAACCAGUCCCGGAUGGAGCGAGCAGAAGACGUGCGGAACAGUGGACGUCGGACAGAGUUCCACCUUGUCACCCUACAGGCAGUACAAGCAGCAAACCAAAAUCCAGUCAUCGGGAGUCACCAGAUAAACCCCAGUCCAAAGAUCAGGUGGCAGAGAAGCAGGAGAGACGCAGCCCAGAUAGAACAGGACACCAAGAGGAACUGAGUGACAGCAGUGUUCAGAGUAGAUUGGGACUGUGGUCCAAGCAGCCAGAAGAACAGGCGGCGGGAGCCAGCAGGUGGCACAGUACACGUGGAACCCUUGCAGGCAUCACGCAGCAGGACAUUGUCAGACCUGUGAGACCUCUUUUGAGACGCUGGGAAACAUGUCCUGCAUGCAGUGUUGACCUCCAGCCACCAGAGGAUAGUAAAGCAUUUGAUUUCUCAGUGCUGUGCUACAACAUAUUGUCUCAGGAUCUGUUGGAGGACAACUUGUCCCUGUACUGGCACUGCGAUCCAGCCAUCCUGGCCUGGGAGUACCGGCUGCCCCGGCUGCUGGCGGAGAUCCAGUUGUAUGACGCUGACAUCCUGUGUCUGCAGGAGGUUCAGGAAGACCACUAUGAAAAGCAGAUCAAACCUGCUCUCCAGGCUCAGGGUUACCAGUGUGAGUACAAGAAGAGAACUGGGAGGAAACCAGACGGCUGUGCUAUUGUCUUCAAAAGUUCCCGCUUCUCUCUGUUGUCCUCCAAUCCUGUGGAGUAUUUUCGCUCUGGUGACAGGCUCCUGAACCGGGACAAUGUGGGCCAGAUAGUGUUGCUGCAGCCAGCGGGUAUAGCGGGUCAUCGGGACUUGCCGUCCUUCAUCUGCGUCGCUAACACUCAUCUCCUGUUUAACCCGCGGCGCGGUGACGUCAAACUGGCCCAGCUGGCGAUCCUGUUGGCCGAGAUCAGUCGCUUGACGGGCCUCCCAGCCGGAUCCCACAAUCCGGUUGUCAUAUGUGGGGAUUUAAACUCCACCCCCUGGAGUCCUCUGUACAACUUCCUGACCACUGGGCACCUCCAGUAUGAGGGGAUGCAGAUAGGCAUGGUGUCUGGUCAGGAGGACCCGCCCAGAGGUCAUGAUAUCCUCAUGUGUCCCAUCUGGUGCCAGAGUUUGGGAAUAAACCAGAAGUGUCAGUAUGAGAACAUGGGCUCAGCCACAGGAGUGCCCUGUGAUGUGAUGGUUGAAGACAUCAGUGGCCUGAACAGGUGUGAGCUCCAGCAUAGUCUGAAGCUGCAGUCGUCCUACCAGCACAUGUUGAAGUCUGAUGGCAGGCAGGAGGUCACCACCUGUCACUCCCGUGGAGCCAUGACUGUGGAUUACAUCCUGUUCACUCCAGGUGAUGCCAGGUUUGGUGGUUGGAUUCUCAAGCAGCAGAGGAGAUUGGCCUUGGUGGGUCAGUUGGAGGUGCAGGAGGUCCAUGGCCUGCCUAAUUCCUGCCAUGCAUCAGAUCAUCUGCCUCUAUUGACUUGUUUCCAGUUAUUAAAGUAACUCAUGUAAUGUUGU
Messenger RNA from Thalassophryne amazonica, 1887 nucleotides. RefSeq names its product angel homolog 2 (Drosophila) (gene angel2). Gene Ontology annotation, molecular function: 3'-5'-RNA exonuclease activity; mRNA 3'-UTR binding. The record is from RefSeq and is a predicted model, not a curated record. Gene Ontology annotation, biological process: 3'-UTR-mediated mRNA stabilization. Bases 1 to 1872 code for a protein of 623 amino acids. NCBI's taxonomy places the organism in Eukaryota, Metazoa, Chordata, Actinopteri, Batrachoidiformes, Batrachoididae. The transcript is spliced from 8 exons.